UAUAAAUACUCGAAAAGCGACCGUAACAAUCGCCAUGGCGAUAAAUUCGGCGACAAUGGCUUCCUCCCACAGCCUCUUCCGCGCAAGCUCCCUCGUCCCUCCCGGUGCCACACGGAGCCGCCGCUCCGAUUCCUGCGCCCCUCACCUCCAAUUCACCAAGCACCCCAGAUGCAGCGUGCUGAGGCUGUGCAGCGCACGCCCUAGCGCUCCGGCCCUCAACCAGUGGUGGGCGUCCGAGCUCACCCCGGAGGAUCUACCCACGGAGGAGACCGACGGGCCGACGACUGGGCACGGCUGGGAGGAGCUGGUGGCCAUAUGGAACGCGCUCAUCGCCGAGCCCCUCCGGCCCGUCCUGCUCGCCUUGCGCGAGAUCAGGGACCGCGGCCACUUCUUCCGCUGCCGCAGCUACCACGCCGGGAUCGUCGCUGGCCCAUUCUUGAUGAUUGCUGGCUUCUGCCAACUCCGUAAAUUAGUACCAACCCUGUUCGUGGAUAUAGUUCUUGGAUAUAUAUUCUACAAGUUAAGUGUCCUAGCAGCAGAACUGAGAAGAAAUGGGAAGGCGAACCAUUUGUGUGCUCGGAUACAGCUCCUUCUCUUACUUAUUUUGUCAUUCAAGGAUAACAAUGCUUUCUGGGAUGCUUACCGCCUCGUCACCGAGUUGAUCUGGUUCAUUGCUCUGGACGUGUACUUAGUAGCUGUCACCUUUGAAAUUAUCGACGAGGAGGAUCCCAGACCCGAAAUGCUAGGAAUUUACAAGAUACUAAAAACCAAAGGGGGCCUGACAGGGUGAUAAAGAAUUGGAAUUCGAAAGAUUGGUAGACCGCGAGAGCACACCGUUCAAUGCUCAUGUUGGUUGGGUGUAGUUUCUCGCCGACUGCUUUCAAAUAAUUAAAGAAAACCACACGCCACCUUGACUUGCCAGGAUCAAGAAAGGCACAGGGUUUACGCCACUGACAACCGAGCGAUGGCAGUAGCUUUCAUCAGAUCAGAGUUAGUUGACGACACGUUUUCAUGGGCGUCCGUACCUUCGUGUUGUUGUUAGUGGCAACCACCAAUAUUUUCCUUCCAUGUUUCUUCAAAAAAUUGCUCGUACCACAUGCUACGCUGUCUCUCAGUUUUUCUUUGUUAUUAUUCAUAAUAACAUAUGGUAGUGUUAGUAAUAUUAAACAUGACUGACAACAAACUCUCCUUUUUUUGGAUUCUAAAAAAAAAUCUCCUUUUUUUGUUGGUGUCGGCUAGAUCUUGUCAUGUAUUUUUUUAUUCUACUGGUUAAAUUGACUAUUAUUCAUCAGCAUGUUGCGCCCAACAAAAUUAACCACAUAUGCCAUUCUGGUUCUUUCAAUAAUGGGGAGGACCCAAAAGUACCAUUGACACAAUACUGUAGAAAGGACCCUAAAAAUUAUAAAUUGCAACUAGGUCCUUCCUCAUUGCAACAAGGACCACAAAGAUGACACUAAUAUAAUAAUGCAAUCUCGUCCUGAUGCAAACGACUUCACCGGAGACACAUUGAUCGCCGCCUCCAAUCAACACCUUGCCAACAACGGGUAGGUUGGAGAAGGUACAUCAAAAACUUCUGUUGAGCUGAUCUUCAUUUUCGGUGGCUGACAUUGAUGCAUGGCCGAAAGGAGGAUGAAGAGCCACCAGGCCCGCUUACUAACCCCAUAAAUGAAUGGAUCUGAGAGGGUUGAGCAUAGAUCCAUUGCUCUCUUUCCUUUUUCCCACGGCAUUGAAGAGAGAGGGGAGAUGACGCCGAAUUUGCUUGGUCUGGUGGUCUGCCCGGCUUAUUGGAGGUGUUUUCACUAGAUCGACCUUCCUCGCCAUCGUCCUCCAUGGGUGACUAGAAGAAGAACCAAGCCACGUGUUGAUGCCACUAGCAUCAGAGGCCAUACCUACAUGACCUGAAGCCAUACGUCACAUGGACAAUCCUAAC
Triticum urartu is the source of this 1930-nucleotide messenger RNA. RefSeq lists its product as uncharacterized. Lineage: Eukaryota; Viridiplantae; Streptophyta; Magnoliopsida; Poales; Poaceae. The record is from RefSeq and is a predicted model, not a curated record.